AGGAAAAAAGAAUAUAAUUGGUUACUACUACCCUAUAAUUUUGAAAAUAACUACCUCUCAGGGCUCUAGAAAGAUCAGAGAACAAAGGAAAACACUGUGUUCAGGCGGAGAGUUUGUAUUAAUACUCCUAGUAUUAAUAUUCAGAGUGGAGACAGACACAGUUUUAUUUGCCUGAUUCCUUGUAGUACUUGAGAUCAGUAAGCCCAUGGCGGACAUAUUCAGGCAAAUAGAACACAUUGACAAUGUUGGAAGGAUGAACCCAUGACUUGGCGGUGGAUUUGCAUAAAAGAUGUUCCUCUUCACAUCAUCUGUAUUCAUAGUCCUGCUGCAUGUCUUGUGCAAUAAGCCUGUGGCUAAAUGUGGUGCUGGCAAUCCUCUCUCUAUUAGGCACAGGCAAUAUUAUUCAGGAGAUCUGCUCAUUGCUGGCGUUAUUUCUCAGAUCUACAGAUUCUCUGAGCUGAUGACAUUUAGAAGACAUCCUUCUGCAGAACACUCUGAUGAGCUCAUGUUCUUUAGUCAAAAUUAUCAGCACAUCCUGGCUUUGACGUUUGCUGUGCAGGAGAUCAAUGCAAAUUCCCACAUCUUACCUAAUAUCACCCUGGGCAUCCAUGUCUUCAACAACUAUUUCAUGGCAAGGUGGACUUAUCUAGCUUCGAUGGAACUUCUUUCCACCCAUGGCAGAUUCAUCCCAAAUUACAAGUGUGAUGACAAGGACAACACCGUUUCUGUUAUCGUGGGUCCUAACCCCCAGUUCUGUCAGUACGUGGCAAGCAUUUUGAACCUUUACAAGGUCCCACAGAUCAUAUAUGGAUCUGCUCCUGUGAUGAAUAAUAAUGCCCAAGCUGCUUCACUCCACCAGAUGUUCCCCAAUGAGUACCAUCAGAAUGAAGGCAUUCUCCAUUUACUCUUGAAUUUUAAGUGGACUUGGGUUGGAGUGGUUUAUAUAGGUAAUGACAGUGGUGAAAAAUUUGUACAUGACAUACUUCCCAUGUUCCAUCAGAAAGGUAUCUGCUUUGAUUUUAUAAAAGAAUUACCUCGAGAGUCUUUUUCCACUAACAUUGAGAAUCUCGUAUUGAGGUAUUAUGAAAUACAUGGGAUUAUUGCAAGAAGCACUGCCAAUGUUGUCAUCUUAUAUUGUGAAAAUCAAUGCAUAGUGGUUUUGAGAAUGGUCUUCCAUAGUGCAGAAUUUGAUGAGGGACCAUCCAAGAACAAAGUCUGGAUCAUGACAGCCCAGAUUGAAUUUACAUCCAUUCCUUUUCAAAGAUAUUUUAGCCUACACUUCUUCCAUGGUGCAAUGUCUCUUGCAGUUUCCUCAAAUGAGGUCUCAGGAUUCCAGGAAUUCCUUCAGACCAUGAACCCUGCUUUGGAGAAUCAGGAGAGCUUGAUGAGGGUCUUUUGGGAACUGACGUUUCAGUGUUCUUUCCCAAGCACUGCCUCAAAUGAGGACAUAGGAAACAUCUGCACUGGAGAGGAGAAAUUAGAAACCCUUCCUGGGUCUUUGUUCGAAAUGACCAUGACUGCUCAUAGCUACAGUGUCUACAAUGCUGUCUAUGCGGUGGCCCAUGCUUUGCAAGCUAUGCACUCAUACAAUGUUAAACACAGUGGAAUUCAAGAUGGGAAGAGACAGAUGCAGCAACAGCUGUGGCAGGUGCAGCCCAUUUCCAUAUGUAAUGAAAAGUGUCAAGAAGGCUAUAGUAAGAUUAAGAUGGAAGGGAUGCCAUUUUGUUGCUAUAGUUGCCUUCCAUGUCCAGAAGGAAAGAUUUCAAAUCAGCAAGAUAUGGAUGACUGUAUUGAAUGCCAGGAAGAUCAAUAUUCAAACAAUGCCAAGGACUUUUGCAUUCAGAAAAGCAGAAGCUUCUUGAGUUAUGAAGAGCCUUUGGGAAUUGCUUUGACCACUCUUGCAGUCUCCUUUUCUUUCAUUACCAUCUUGGUGCUUGCGGUCUUCCUUAAAUACUCAGAUACCCCCAUCGUCAAAGCCAACAAUCGCAGUCUCAGCUACACUCUCCUCCUUGCCCUCCUGCUCUCCUUCCUUUCCACUUUCCUUUUCAUUGGUGAACCUCAGAAGGUGACCUGUCUCCUUCGACAGACUGUUUUUGGGGUCAUCUUCUCGGUGGCCGUUUCUUGCAUUUUGGCCAAAACCACCAUUGUGGUUCUAGCUUUCCUGGCCACCAAACCAGGGUCUAGGAUGAGGAAAUGGAUAGGGAGAAGACUGGCCAGCUCCAUUGUCAUUUCCUCUUCCUUUAUUCAAACCAUUAUUUGCCUGGUGUGGCUGGCAAUCUCUCCCCCAUUCCCAGAUUUGGACACACGCUCCAUGGCUACAGAAAUUGUGCUGGAAUGUAACGAAGGGUCCACCGUUCUGUUCUCCUGUGUCCUGGGCUUCAUGGGGAUGCUAGCCUUCAUCAGCUUCACCGUGGCCUUCUUAGCCAGAAAAUUGCCAGACAGUUUUAAUGAAGCUAAAUGUAUCACCUUUAGCAUGCUGCUCUUCUGUAGUGUUUGGUUAUGCUUUGUUCCAGCCUAUUUGAGCAAAGGGAAAAUACACAGUGGCUGUGGAGAUCUUCUCCAUCUUAGCCUCUAGUGUUGGUUUACUGGGUUGCAUUUUUUCUCCAAAAUGUUUCAUUAUAUUGGUGCACCCCACAUUAAACAAGCAAGGACAGCUAGUAAUACAGAAAAGAAAGUGAGGUUCAAUUCAAGCCAUGUCCCAUUCUAAAGAGUGGGGUUUAGUCAGUUGUGACUGACUGCCUUGCUGCUAUUUUGAUAUACAUACAUGUAUUGAAGUCAUCAGAAAUUUCAGAUAUACAGACACGUUUGGGUAGCUGAAAUACCCUAAAGGCACUAUCCAUUCCUGAUCUCAAAGGCUAAAUAGACUCAGCUCUUGUUGGUGUUUUAACUGGAGAUUCUUAUUGUAUCAAAUGCAUUCAAGAUUGGAUUGUUCAGCGGAGUUUUACUGCUGUUGCUUUCAAUGUUAUAUGCUGUUGUCAUUAAUUUUACUAUGUUUUAUCAUUUUAAAAUUUAACAUGUUCAACUGUCAUGUAAAUGCCUUAUCCCAAAAUACAGCCUAGAAUAGCAUAAAUAGUUAACAUCAGAAUAUUGGUAGUGUUGCAAUGAAGAUUAAUGUGUAGACACACACAGAUGCAGAACUUUUUCCCUUUGACCAAGUAGCAUGUAGUAGAGUUUUAUAUAAAAAAAAGUAGAUCUAAA
Anolis carolinensis (green anole) is the source of this 3198-nucleotide messenger RNA. Its product is annotated as vomeronasal type-2 receptor 26. Gene Ontology annotation, molecular function: G protein-coupled receptor activity. Lineage: Eukaryota; Metazoa; Chordata; Lepidosauria; Squamata; Anolidae. Gene Ontology annotation, cellular component: plasma membrane. The record is from RefSeq and is a predicted model, not a curated record. Gene Ontology annotation, biological process: G protein-coupled receptor signaling pathway.